Molecule: messenger RNA, 1905 nt
Organism: Paramecium sonneborni
Lineage: Eukaryota; Ciliophora; Oligohymenophorea; Peniculida; Parameciidae
Source: the annotation of a GenBank genome assembly
UUUAAAUUAGAAAUAUCAUAAGAUGUAAUACUAAUUCUUAGAAUCAGAUGAAUUAUUCACAAGAGUGAAAACAAUGACAAAUGCAGCCAAACAAGCAGCAGCAACAGCUUAAAAAUAAGCCAAAAAAGAAGAUAAAUUGUUUGGAGAUGUUGAGAAGCCAAUCAAUGUUCCACCAUUGCCUGCUGGUUUCAAAGUUCUACAUAUAUAAUUAUUUUAAAUAGGUAGAAGUACCAUAAUUUGAUGUAAGUAAGAGAUUAAAUAAACUUCCACGCUCUUGGGAUUUGCCAUAAGAAUUAUACAAAAAACAUUUACCAAAAUAUAAUGUGGGAACAAUAUAUAGAAUCUAAGAAUUGCUUAAUGCUGGUGAGGGGUAAUAUUAUUUAUUAAAACUUUCAAGAUAUAUAGGUUAGACAGUGACAGUAGCAGGUUGGGCAAGAACUGUGAGAGAUUAGAAGAAUCUUUGUUUUAUUGAAUUGAAUGAUGGAACAAGUUUUGGAGGUCUUUAAAUAGUAGUUGAAGAUAAGAUUGACAAUUUUGGAUUGAUUGCGAAAGCAAAUACUGGUUUUUCAUUAAAAGUGACAGGAAAUAUUGUAAAGAGUCCUGCAAAAGGUUAAUUAAUAGAAAUGCUUGUAUCUGAUCCAACAAAACAUGAAGUAGUGAUAUUAGGAUAAGCUGAUCCAGAGGAAUACCCAAUGGCAAAAGGAUUUUAGAAACCAGAGACUUUAAGAUAGAAAGCUCAUUUAAGACCAAGAGGCAAUUUCUUUAGUGCAGUUACAAGGAUAAGAAAUAAUUUAGCAUAUUCUACUCAUGUAUUUUUUUAGAACAAUGGAUGUUUAUAUAUUCAUACUCCAAUAAUAACAGGAAGUGAUUGUGAAGGUGCUGGAGAAAUGUUUAGAAUAUCAACAAUUUUUGAUAAUGAUAUUAAGAAAAUUCCCUAAGUGAAUGGAAAAGUAGAUACAGCAUAAGAUUUCUUUAAAAAAGAGGUUAAUCUAACAGUAUCUGGUUAAUUAUAAGUGGAAGUAAUAUUUAUUUAUUUUAUAAUAGAAUUUCUGUAUAAGUAUGUCAAAUGUAUAUACAUUUGGUCCAACAUUUAGAGCAGAGAAAGCUCAUACUCAUAGACAUUUAGCAGAAUUUUGGAUGAUUGAACCAGAAUUUGCAUUUGCUGAUUUGUUUGAUAAUAUGGAGGCAGCAGAAGGUUAUGUUAAAUUCUGUAUAAAUUACAUUUUGUAAAAUAAUAUGGAUGAUCUUUAAUUUUUGGAUCAAAGAGUUAAACCUGGAUUGAUAAAUUAUUUAAAAGACAUUGUGAGUAAAGAUUUCAUAAGAUGUUCAUAUACUUAAGGAAUUGAUAUUUUAUUAAAUGCAUAAAAAGCUGGUGCAAAAUUUGAAAAUAGUGAUAUUAAAUGGGGAAUGGAUUUAAAUAGUGAACAUGAGAGAUUUAUAGCUGAGAAAGUAUUUUAGAGGCCAGUAUUCUUAUAUGAUUAUCCUAAAGAAAUUAAAGCUUUUUAUAUGAAGGUUACUGAUGGUAUAAUAAAUAAAUGUAUAAUAUUUAGAUGGAAAAUGUGUUAGAGCUAUGGAUAUGUUGAUUCCAUAAGUAGGUGAAUUAAUAGGUGGAUCAUAAAGAGAAGAAAGAUAUGAUGUAUUAGCAUAAAGAAUUAAAGAAUGUGGAUUAAAUUUAGAAGAUUAUGGGCCUUAUAUGGAUUUAAGAAAGUAAUUAAACUUAUUAUAUAAUUUAGAUAUGGUACAGUACCUCAUUGUGGAUUUGGAUUAGGAUUUGAAAGAUUAGUAAUGAUGGUUACAGGAGUUGAAAACAUAAGAGAUGUUAUUCCAUUCCCAAGAUAUCAUGGAAGUGCUGAAUUCUGAGAGCAAUUGAUUAUUAUGAAGUAAAUUAAAUAAAAAAAAUAAGUA